UCUUUGUGCAUGUGUAGUCAACUUAAUCGUCAUAGAUUCAGUACUUAUAAUAGCACUUGAUAAAUUGAAGUGUUGACCGUGGGUUUAAAUUAAUUAAUUAGACUAGAAUAGAGUAUCGGCAGAGUCCAGUAAAAUGCAGGACUACGAGGAGUCAGUGUCGUUCCUGGGGACCUGGGGCCCGUUCCAGAGGAGAGUCUUCUUCCAGCUCUGUCUCACCUCCAUUCCAUGUGGAUACAACAUCCUGUCCGUCAUCUUCCUGCUGGCUAACCCCCCCCACCACUGCCACAUCCCCGCUAACAGCAACCUGAGCCAGGACUGGAUCCAGGCCAGCAUCCCAGUACAGGAGGUGGCCGGGAGGCCAGAGAGGAGCAGUUGUAGUCGGUACGAGCUGGACCUGGUGCUGAACCUGUCUGCAAUGGGAACCAGACUCAGCCAUGACCAGAUCCAGAACCUGUCUUUGCUGGGAUCAGGUCCAGAUAUCCUCUUCUCCAGCCUGAAGCAGGAGGGCUGUAAAGAUGGGUGGACCUACAGUACUGAGUACUACCAAUCUACUGUAGUCACUGAGUUUAACCUGGUGUGCGGUGACCAAUGGAAACAGCCUCUGACCUCUCUUGUCUACUUCCUGGGGGGACUGUGCGGGUGCUUCGUCUCUGGACAGCUCUCUGACCGGUUUGGUAGGAAGCCUAUUCUGUUCGGCUCCAUUGCCAUGCUUAGUGUCUGCAGCACCGCUGUGACUUUUGCUCCAACCUGGUCUGUCUUCACUGUGCUCUUCUUCAUGCUGGGCCUGGGACAGAUCGCCAGCUACGUAGCUGCGUUUGUACUGGGUUCAGAGAUCCUAAUUGGUUCGACCAGAGUUCUCUUCUCCAGCCUAUGUUUGCCUUUUAUGUAUGUGAUUUCUAUGACGCUGCUGCCUGGCACCGCCUACCUGGUCAGGAACUGGAGACACCUGUCACUGAUCAUGGCUGUCCCCGGCCUGGCCUGUAUCCCCCUGUGGUGGAUGAUUACAGAGUCUCCUCGCUGGUUGGUGUCUCGUGGCCGUUUGCAGGAAGCAGAACUCCUGCUGAGGUCAGCAGCUCUGGAGAACCGCGUGGAACCUCCACGUGUCAUCUUCCUGUCAGCCAGCGUUGAAAAGGCAACAAUCCAGAGGGCAGAGUCCCUCAGCUUCCUGGACCUGCUGGGGACCAAAAACAUUCGACAUAUCACUCUGAUGCUGUGGCUCAUCUGGUUUUCUUUGAGUGUAAGCUACUUUGGCUUGUCAUUCAACAUGUCUGGCCUCUACGGAAACCCCUUCAUAAACUACAUCCUGGUGUCGGCUGUUGAGCUCCCAGCAUACGUCACCAGCUGGCUGGCGGCACGCAGUCUUCCUCGUCGCCUGUCAUUUAUCAGCUUCACCCUGCUGGGGGCGCUAGCGCUGCUCCUCAUCCAAAUCACUCUGUACAGUCAUCCAGGUCUCACCUUGUCCCUGGUGCUGCUGGGUAAAUUUGGCAUUAUGGCCGGCACCGGGGUGUUGUACAUGUACACUGGUGAGCUGUCUCCCACAGUCAUCAGGAACACAGCCAUGUCAUCCUGUGCCAUGUUCUCCAGAGCGGGGUCCUCGGUUUCACCUUACCUGCUGCAGCUUGCCGUGUUCUAUCAGUUCCUGCCGUGGAUCGUUGUGGGUUCUCUGUCACUGCUCAGUGUUGUCCUCUGUGUCUUCCUCCCGGAGACCUUCAGGCAGCCGCUUCCCGACACCAUCCAACAGAUAUCGCCCACACACAGGUUCAGGUGGCCAGGGACCUCCACCCCUCCACCAAAGGAUGAAGGGAAGUCAGCUAAAGGCCAGACCACUGCACCUGAGAUCAUCUGCACAACUCACCUAUAAGACUCCUGACACACAAACAAAUGAGAACAAAACAAAAACAAAACUACAGACAACACCAAAACUGUCCAAAACACCCAAACUGUUAUAUUUUAUAAAUGAUUUUUUAUUCCAUUUUGUCAGGAUGGUAGUGUAGUUUUCUCUGUCCACUAGGUGGUGACUCGUGAACACUGCAGAGCCUUCGGUGAUGCAUUCACUGACACCUUAUGAAAAGUAACUAAUUUAUUGUAUUUUCAUACAGUAAGGGAAACUCGUGCAAGGCUUUGCUAAACUGAAUGUAUUUUUUCAAUCAAAGUCAAUGGAAAGAGUGAAAUCAGCAGAAUAUUUUAAAAAGGGUUGUUUAACAGAACACAGCAGGUUACUUCACUUACUGUAGAUGAAGUCUACUGUGUUGCUGCUCACGGAUUGAAACACUGAUGCAUUAUUUCACCUCAACUAAGUUCUAUUUAUAUAGCACCAAAUCUUAACAUACAUUAUCUCACAGCACUCUACAGAGUAAAGUCAAGACCUUACAGUAUUAUAGCGAGAAACCCAACAGUUCCCACCAUGAGCAAGCACUUGGCUACAGUGGAGAGGAAAAACUCCGUUUUUAACAGGAAGAAACCUCCAACAGAACCGGACUCAGGGUGGGCGUCCGUCUGCCUCGACCGGUUGGACGGAAAACAUGACAUGAAUGCGAAUGUGAGAGUCAGUCUAAGUAUGAAUAUGAAAGACGAAAGAAGUUUAAUUCAUAAACAUGAAUUUAAGGUGAAUGUGAAAAUUAACAUGAAUGUGUGUCCUGUAAAGACUCCAGGAGGUAAAAUUAA
Messenger RNA from Xiphias gladius (swordfish), 2664 nucleotides. RefSeq names its product solute carrier family 22 member 4-like. Gene Ontology annotation, molecular function: transmembrane transporter activity. The transcript is spliced from 11 exons. The coding region runs from base 134 to 1861 and encodes 575 amino acids. The record is from RefSeq and is a predicted model, not a curated record. Gene Ontology annotation, biological process: transmembrane transport. NCBI's taxonomy places the organism in Eukaryota, Metazoa, Chordata, Actinopteri, Istiophoriformes, Xiphiidae. Gene Ontology annotation, cellular component: membrane.